Prunus armeniaca (apricot) is the source of this 501-nucleotide messenger RNA. The record is from the annotation of a GenBank genome assembly. Lineage: Eukaryota; Viridiplantae; Streptophyta; Magnoliopsida; Rosales; Rosaceae.
AUGGCCAGAGACGACACCAACCAAAAGAGCAGUGAAUCAAAGCAUGCUUCAUCUACUGACAUCUAUUCAAACCCAGACCACCCAUAUUACCUAUACCAAUCAGACCACCCAGGAGCGGUCCUUGUGAAGACACCCCUUUCCACCAAAAACUAUGGCAACUGGAGCCGGCAGAUCAAAACGGCUCUAAGCGGGAAAAACAAAACUGGUUUUAUCAAUGGUUCUCUUGAGCCACCAUCGGAGUUGAUCAAACCCACCAAAUUCAACCGUUGGAAAAGAUGCAACGAUAUGGUUCUAUCGUGGAUCAUUAAUUCAUUAGAACCCAAGAUAGUGAAUAGUGUCGUCUACACCGACUCAGCGCAUGAACAUUUAAUGUCCAUCACCUCCUAUUACACAGAACUCAAGAGUUAUUGGGAUGAAUUGUCAUCUCACAACCAAAUCGAUACAUGUCCAUCUAGGAAGUCCUGUGGUGCUACAAAAUCAAUUAUGAAUUGUGCAGAAUAG